GAAAAACCCGCAGAACUUCCUUUGUCCGGAAUGUCGCACGCCGUGUCCCGUCAGUUUGGAGCGCCUGCCUUCCAAUGGAUUUGACUCACGAUACGGGGGCGAACUUCUUCGCCACCACGUCCACCAUCGUACCGCCCAAUGUGACGACACAUUGGGCGUUUCCCAAAGCGUCAAGCGACACGGCUCUAAGUAGUCAAUCAGGUGCACCACCGCCUGGAUCCAAACCAGAAAGUACGCCCAAGCGCCACGCCCCUUUACCCCCUCCACCCAGCACACCCAAAGAGCGCUAUCGCUGUACGACGGCUUUUCCUGCUAGUUGUCCCUACGAAUUGAAUCUCAAGGAAGGGGAUGUGGUCAUCGUGUUCAAAAAGCGAGACGAUGGGUGGGCCAAAGGCUCCCUCGACUCCGACUCCAGGAAAGUGGGCUUAUUCCCCAUGACUUUUGUGCAGAAAUUGUAAACUUAAGAUAUCUUCUAACUCCCCAAGUGAUACUCCCUCAUUCAACAUUAGCAAUUGAACCAUGCCUGCACAAUAUAGCAAGCCUUAAAAGACCCGUGUACGAUCCCGUGUCGACGACGUCAAAUUUCAAUGAAUCCAUUUGGUGCUUGGUGGGAAUCUCUUUCAACUCGUUAUUCUCUCCAAUAUCGUUUCUUCCUCACAUCCCCCUUCCUUUCACCCGAUGAUAGGAGAACGAGAUCGUCAAUCAUUCGGUACAGUAACACUUGGGACAAGCUUAGGUACAGUGCACAAGUACGGUCGCAUUCACAACCUGUUGCCACUCUUUGACUAAAAGAUUUAUAUCCUUUUUGUAAAAAAAGACCUAUCAAUAUCUAAUCCGAAUUACAAACUUGGACCUUACAGCGUGAA
This is a messenger RNA of Tigriopus californicus, 866 nucleotides long. RefSeq names its product E3 ubiquitin-protein ligase SH3RF3-like. NCBI's taxonomy places the organism in Eukaryota, Metazoa, Arthropoda, Copepoda, Harpacticoida, Harpacticidae. The record is from RefSeq and is a predicted model, not a curated record. Gene Ontology annotation, biological process: positive regulation of JNK cascade; protein ubiquitination; positive regulation of proteasomal ubiquitin-dependent protein catabolic process. Gene Ontology annotation, molecular function: metal ion binding; protein binding; ubiquitin protein ligase activity.